Messenger RNA from Morchella sextelata, 3642 nucleotides. RefSeq lists its product as uncharacterized. NCBI's taxonomy places the organism in Eukaryota, Fungi, Ascomycota, Pezizomycetes, Pezizales, Morchellaceae. Gene Ontology annotation, molecular function: protein binding. The transcript has 5 exons. Bases 1 to 3642 code for a protein of 1213 amino acids. The record is from RefSeq and is a predicted model, not a curated record.
AUGUCGCCAGUGACCUUUGUUCCAAUUGUACUUCUAGCAUUUCUCCCAAUCGUUGCAAGCGACUCAGGCGAUGAUUUCACCAACAAUCUGUUCUCGGACCUUGGGCCUUUACUGGCCCUCUUUGGGGAGCGGUCAGCCCAACAGUUUAUGAGCCAGGCGAUGGGAGUGGUUGAUUGCAUAAUUUUUGCUAUGGCACCAUUAGGUCUCAUUACUGCUGCUGUGGGUGUUAUCCGAAUCGGCGGGGCUGGGUGGUUGAAAGCAUGUAUUGGACGUGCCAGGGAGGCGUACGCUGUUCCAGAGCUCGAACUGCUGUCAUCAACAUCCUCCGAAGUCUGCGAAUUGUGGAAUGGAUUGACCCUUCCGAGAGGGCUAAGUGAAGAAAGUCAGAAGAAAUUAUGGAGUGUAGCUUGGUUCGGAACCGCGCUACAAUUGGCAGUGCUUGUAUUUGACGCCUCGAUAACCUACAAUCCGACUUUGAAGGGGCGUUUUGAGAAAAAUGGCUUACCAGUAGUCAAAUACGCAUUUCCUUUGACAGCUAUUGGAACUGUGCUAGUUGUUCUGGGUAUGUUUGUUAGUGCGUAUGUGAUUGAGGAUGCAACCAAAGAAGAGGAAUUGGAGCAUUUGAGAAACGGCAGAGGUGUCGAAAUGCGAGUUAUGUGGUUACAAAAGUACGAAAAUGUUGGGGACCAGAACUUCGAAUCAUACGCUAUCUUUGCCCGUGAGAAGCGCACAUCAAUCCGCACUUCUCGUCGGCGGGAGCCUCUGUUCAUGCGCUCAAAGACUGGUGAUUUUCUUACUAGACUCACUACAUUUGCCACAAUUGUGACUCUUGUCGGCUUUGUUGCGCAAUUUCUAGGCCUACGAGCUAUGUCAUGGACAGCAACGAUUGCACAGUUGAUUGCAACUGUGAUAAUGACUGGCCUAAGAUCUUGGUUAACAACUGCUGGUUUGUCGCAGGAGCCAGAUACAUGCAAAUUACCCAAAGAGUACGAACUUGAUUGGUUAGCAACACGUAUGGGUGACCUUAGAGAUGACGGCCUGUAUGAAAAUCUAUCGGAGAAGACAAUGGAUGUUGGCUUUUGGAGUCCGUAUUCGUGGAAGUGGCGUGUAGUAACUGAGCGACACCGAACUGCUGAAUCGUGGUCAAAAUUGCCGUCAGGUGGGAGGGCCAACCAGGUUGUUGAGGCAAGGAAACGUCUCCAAGAUUUGACUGGGUGGACUAGAGAGGGGAGUAUGGCGAUUGCCACCGCAACUGCCAUUGAGGAAUUCAUGAACAAUAUCUUCAGUUCGGAUUAUGCAACUUUGGAAGCCGGCUUCACUGAGCGACUUAAGUUCGAAUGGCCAGUUUUCAUCGAGUUUGGUGGUGUACAAGAAACAUAUUACCUACGAUUAUCACGAGAUUCAACUAAGAAUAAGUGGAAAGCAGACACUAAUUCGAUCGAGGCUAUCCUUUCCUUGUGGACAUACUCACUUCAAGAAAAGGAAGAAGAAGGAAAGAAGGAAAAUACUAAAGAUUUAUGUCCAAGGGGGGGAUUGACUGAGAAGGAGAGUUUGGAGGAAAUGGAAGAAGCAGAUAAACAGGAGGAGUCUGCGGGGGAAUUGGGAAAUAAAUUAAGGUUUCUGGGACCGGGCGAUAUAGUAUCUCAAAUGUGCUACAGGUUAUGGAUCUACAGAGGAACAGAUUUCCGGAUAUUUCGACGCCGAAAUGCAAACACUAAAUACCAGACCACCGGUUUUCCGAUCAACCCUUCUCUCUCAAUAAAACGUAAAGCUACGGAUAAAGAACUCGACGAGACUCUUUCCGUGCUUACCUCCCUCUCAGUGGAAGCGGUGUGCGCUCAAGACAUGUUCUCAAACUUCAUGUGGUACAUUGCGGACCACAUAAGGGCCGUGACUCCCAAGACCACACUCGCAAAAAACUCUGUUGGGUUGAACCAGGAGACAUGGCAGCCUCCCUCCCUCAGAAAUCCGUUCCUCGAGAAUAUUCUCAGAAGUGUAGAGGCAACGGGCUUGGGUACGACCGAGGAAAUGUGUAUGUGCAUUAUACCGCCAUUACAUUCAUCUGGGAUACUUCACGAUAUGGAUCUCAGUUCGCAGGAGCUCAUGAGUUAUGUUGACGAGAGAUCCGACGUAUUUGAGUCCCAAGAGGAUUGGGAAGAAGCUGGAAAAGCAUACGAAUGGCUUUACGAUACUUGCCUUGGUUAUGUGGAUACCGAGCCUUCUGCUUUCUGUCGAGCCGCUAUUCUGCUGGCUCACUUCUCGGCAAGCAUUAACGAUGCUGCCGGGAGCUGUGAAAGCUACAAUAUGUGUCCAGAAGUAAGGCAUCAGAAAGAAAUUAACUUGUUGAUGAUAUCGUCACAAGCAUUGAAAAAGUUGCGAUCCGGGCCACGAGGUCAAGAAAUCUAUCGAGUUCUAAAAGACGCAUAUCAAGCAGCAGGUGAUAUUCAAAGACUCCCCGAGAUCACAGAUGAUUUAGAUACGAAAGGUUCAAUAUCUUUGAACACCCCUGUUGUAUUUGGUGAUUCCACGACCCAUGAACAGCCUCUCGAGGACAUCGUACGAGAUUUGUUAUUCAUUGGCCCAAAUGGUCAAAACUUUUUGUGCUGGACAGAAUUACAUCUUGCUGCCACAGGAACAAGCCAAUAUGAUCUCAGAAGUCUAUCAAGUACCGAAGCUUCGAAACUGAACGCCCGUGACAGAGAUGGAAGAACACCUCUACACUGGGCUGUUUUAAAAGGCAAGGUGGAAACUGUUGAGGCACUUCUGGAAGCUGGAUGUGAUGGGAAUAUCAAAGACAAGAUGGAAACGACACCUCUUCAUAUUGCGGUUAUGGAGGGGAAAAAAGAUGUUGUCAUGUGCCUUCUCACCAAGAUAACAAAUCUGGAAACAAGGAACUCAAAGGGUUGGACUUCAUUACAUUUGGCUGCCUCCGCAGGAUUCAAGGAUAUAAUUGAGUUAUUACUGAAGAGCGGUGCGAAAAUCGAAGCGAGAGAUAGCAAGCAAAGGACACCACUUCACCUUGCUGCGUUAGUUGGGAGAGGGCAUAUUAUCACGACUCUCCUAAAUCACAACGCGGACAGUGCUGCUGGGGAUUUGAACGGUUCAACAGCGCUCCAUCUGGCAGCGGAAGGUGGAUUUGAGUUUGAAGUUGUCACACUCUUGGACAAAAAUGCAAAUAUCGAAGCCCAAGAUGUGAUGAAAAGAACGCCUCUUCAUGUGGCAGUAAUAGCAAGACGAGCGUUCAUCAUCGAUAUCCUCCUGAAGGGAGGGGCAAACAUUGAGUCAAAGGAUAUUCAGGAAGCAACAGCACUUCAUCUUGCCGCUCAACAGGGAUUCAAAAAGGAGGUCGAAGUUCUCAUCGACAAAGGCGCAAAUAUCGAGGCCAAGGAUAUCGCCGGUGAAACACCUUUAGUAAGAGCAUUUGCAGGAAAGAAGAAAGAUGUGAUUAGAGUGUUGCUAAGAGGUGGUGCAAAUGUGAAUGCGACCUCAGCGGAGGGUGAUUCUGUGCUGCAGGUGGCGGCAUACGCGGGCAAUUUGGAGGUUGCGAGGUUAUUACUAGAUCAUGGCGCAGAUAGAAACUUGCAGCCACGUCAUAAUCUUGGCGAGGGGUACAGAAAGGUUGUGGAUAUGUGCGGAUCGUGA